UUUUACUUGACAAUGGCGAAAUCCUCGUUUAUUUCGAUGGAGUCAUAGUAUUCAAAAGAAGAAGAAUUAAGUAUAUUUUUUACUAAAACGUACAGUCUUCUCUAUAACACUUUAAGACGAAGUAAACGGUUUUAAGACCAAUACAAAAUGAAACCAGAAGAACUGGAGUCAAAACCAGAGGAUCCCGUAAACCCAGCACCUAUUGCAGGCGACGUUAUUGGAGACACAGCGUACAGUGAGCGUUUCGUUCUCAAAAUAUUGCUAAAAUUUGCUAACUUAGACACUUUAAAGGAUGAAAUUCAGGAAAAAUCCUUCGAAGACGAUCUCUGCACUCUUUGGGACAUGACGGCCGAGAGAGAUGUAGUUUUAUUCCUUCAAAAACAUGACGUUUUAAACUUAUUCAAUUUCGCGCUACCUGUGAUUGAGUCCGCGCGGUUUAUUGAAAUAAUUGCAGGUAUUAUUGGUAAUAUGUGCUGCCAAAAAGAAGUUGUUGCAGCUCUUUUAAAAAUGGAACCAUUUAUUACCUUACUCUUGGAGUAUAUGAAGUCUGAUGAUAGUUUGAUAUUGGUUCAAGUUUUACGGUUCGUAAGUUCGUGUUUAUUCGUCGCUGAAGAGGAAGAUAUACAAUUUUGGAUGAACAAAUUCGAAAAUUGUGGCUAUUCAUCAACUCUGUAUUUCAUUUUGAAGAAUUCGUCGCACAAGGAUCUACUUGUCACUGCUUUAGAGAAUUUUAACACAUUGACAUCAUAUUGCAAUAAAGGUAUUACUAGAACAGAUUAUUUCAAUCAGUUUGUUACACCAGAAGCUAUAGAAUCUUUAACUACAGCUUUUAAAGAGAUAAUGAUAAUCCAAGAAGAUAUUUGUGAGACAGAUGAGAUAGAAAGAGUUUUAGUAAUAAGUCUACAGAUAACUUUAAAUUUAGUUGGAUUUGAUAGAUCGCCUGAAAUAUAUAGCAACAACAAAGAUGAUGUUUUAACAAUUAUAAAUAAAAUCUUGAAUUAUUUUGAAAAUAAGUUUGUUAAUAAUAAGGAAGUAGAUUCAGAUCUAGUUGAUAUUAUUGAAUCCACAAAUGCAAUAGUUACAAGAUUACAGUUGAGUGAAAUUUCUGAUUUGGACCAGUUUUUUGUACAAAGUUUCAAUAUUUGGAAAGCGCUUAGUUUACUUGAUAAAUCCCCUCAAAAUGGUGGUGGUUUUGAAGAUGACAACAGAGAAGAAUUAAAAGAAUUCUCCACACAAAUAAAACCUUCAUUGAGUACACUAAUUAGCCUUUACUUAGCAAAAUGUUCUGAAAGUAAUUUGUUAAAGGGUCUCGAUGAAAUAAACCAACAUUAUGAGGAAAUUCUGUGUUCUAUUCAGGACAAGGAGAUACGAAGUAUUGUGACCAAGAGAGCAGCAAACUAUAGGACUAGAUUAAAAGAAAAUGUAGAUUCUUGA
This is a messenger RNA of Hyposmocoma kahamanoa, 1434 nucleotides long. RefSeq names its product protein saal1. Lineage: Eukaryota; Metazoa; Arthropoda; Insecta; Lepidoptera; Cosmopterigidae. The transcript has a single exon. The coding region runs from base 148 to 1434 and encodes 428 amino acids. The record is from RefSeq and is a predicted model, not a curated record.